Cyphomyrmex costatus is the source of this 748-nucleotide messenger RNA. RefSeq names its product brain protein I3. Lineage: Eukaryota; Metazoa; Arthropoda; Insecta; Hymenoptera; Formicidae. The transcript is spliced from 4 exons. The record is from RefSeq and is a predicted model, not a curated record. The coding region runs from base 213 to 578 and encodes 121 amino acids.
AGAACUUAAAGUGAGACAGAUAUAUGUUUGACAUUUGUCGAGAUAAGCAAGAAAAAGAGUUAUAGUGCAGUAUAGUGCAGGAACAGAAAAUAGACCAUACAUGUUAAAAAACAUAUCCUUUACAUUCACAGAUUAUUGCAGAUUAUGAAAAUGACUGCAUUCUCAUAACGCAUUGAACAUUUAUUAAAACAAAUAGAAACAGCAAAUUGAUUAUGGAGACACAACCAUUGAAAGUGCCCGAAAAUUCUCCACCGUCAUAUGCUGUCGCAACAGCUCCAACAGCUAAUCCAUCAUGGCAACCACCUCCCGGAUACUAUCCUAACAACACCGAUUCUGGCUAUCAACCUGGCUAUCAAGGAACCCAUGUCCCAUCAUAUGGCUCUACACAUUCCGCCGCAAUCAUUGUUCCAGAAAUUAUUAUAGUUGGCGGUUGUCCAGCAUGUAGAAUAGGAAUAAUGGAAGAUGAUUAUACAUGUCUUGGCUUGUUUUGUGCAAUAUUUUUCUUUCCUAUCGGAAUUAUCUGUUGUCUACUAUUAAGGACAAAACGUUGUUCGAAUUGCGGAGCUUAUUUUGAUUAAUUAAAAUUGAAACAUCACUCAGUGGUCUCAAAACUGCAAAAAGUUGGCUAAAAUAUGAAAGUGUUUUAUAUGAAAUUUUAUACCUAGUGGUUUUCGAGGUCACUGAUUAUACGAUCGAAUCCGAAAACAAAAAAGGAAAUGGAUCUAGCAUAACCAAUGUAUGUAGAAGU